AUGGAAUCUUCUCAACAGAUUUCUGAAGAAUGGGGUUCUCUUUGUGGAUUGCACACAACUGAAGAAGCUGACUUUAUGGCUCAGUUGUUUCCUGGUACUUACUGUUCUGUCACAGAAAAGCACUAUGGAAAUACCACUUUUGGCUUUUGGCCUGCCCAUGAAUCCAAAACAGUGACCAUGAAAGCCACUAAUAACAACUCAUACUUCCUUCCAAAUGUUACAGACAUUAAUUUAUGUUUCUCACAAGGGAGUAGCUCCAGCAUUGACAGUGGUAAUAGUAUCUUUUCCACUACAAGUACUGGACCCUACUACUGUGAUCCAGCAACAAACUUUGACUCAGUGUCCAUGGCCUUUUUCCUGGGAGAUGCCCAAUUCAGUCCCCAUAAUUUUCACUGUUAUGAUAACUCAAGCCAACAGAUAAAUGAAAACACUGAUGAAGAGUCAAGUCUAGACCCAGUAACUCUUGCCGACAACAAUUUGCAGGCUAAGAGGGAGCAUGAGAUGAUGGUUUCUGAAUAUGCACACGAGGACAGAAGUGAAAACCUGGAGAACCUAACAAAAAGGCUUAGGAACUCAAAAGAGGUCUCAAAAACAUUGAGGAGUACCAAGUUGAAGAAAAAUUCAAAAUCUGCUUCAACGAACAAGAAUGAAGAUGACAGAAGCUUGAACCUCGAAGGGCUUGGCUGUUUUUCACAGGGUGACUCUAAUGCUUCUCUGAAGCCAAAUGGAGGAGCAUUGAAAGAUCCUGCACCUCCCAGUUUGCUUAGAAAAUCAAGAGCAACUAAGGGUCCUGCUACUGAUCCACAGAGCCUUUAUGCAAGAAAAAGAAGAGAAAGAAUAAAUGAAAGGUUGAGAAUACUGCAAAGUCUUGUCCCCAAUGGAACUAAGGUGGAUAUCAGCACCAUGCUUGAUGAAGCAGUGCAAUACGUUAAAUUUUUACAGCUCCAAAUCAAGCUUCUGAGCUCUGAUGAUAUGUGGAUGUAUGCCCCAAUUGCUUACAAUGGUAUAAACAUUGGGCUUGACCUCAGUAUUUCUCCAACCAAAGGAAGAUGA
This is a messenger RNA of Vigna radiata var. radiata (mung bean), 1053 nucleotides long. Its product is annotated as transcription factor bHLH139-like. Bases 1 to 1053 code for a protein of 350 amino acids. The record is from RefSeq and is a predicted model, not a curated record. Gene Ontology annotation, cellular component: nucleus. The transcript has 5 exons. Gene Ontology annotation, molecular function: DNA-binding transcription factor activity, RNA polymerase II-specific; protein dimerization activity; RNA polymerase II cis-regulatory region sequence-specific DNA binding. Gene Ontology annotation, biological process: regulation of transcription by RNA polymerase II. NCBI's taxonomy places the organism in Eukaryota, Viridiplantae, Streptophyta, Magnoliopsida, Fabales, Fabaceae.